Molecule: messenger RNA, 564 nt
Organism: Adineta steineri
Lineage: Eukaryota; Metazoa; Rotifera; Eurotatoria; Adinetida; Adinetidae
Source: the annotation of a GenBank genome assembly
AUGGACGUACAACAAGACACUCCGUACGAUUAUAACUCAGUUACACACUAUGGUGCAUGGGCUUUUAAUUCUGACGAUUGUGAUGGUUCACGUUGUGGCUGUUUCAAAGGACAUUGUUGGGCUUAUGCAGAUGCUGGUUACACAAAACAAGGUGACUGGUGGUGUUAUACUCAAAAGGCAGGGACUGUAGGUAAACAAGAAAAUUGGCAAACAUGUUCUCAGAAUAAUGAAUGUUCUUGGUAUCGAUCAUGUGGUAGCUGUCGACAAUAUAGAAGAGAGGAAGCAGUGCAUCAAGAUGCUUGUGAUUCACCUGUAGGAAGACCUUUAACUGAUGAUUGCAAUGGUUCACGUUGUGGUUGUUACAAAGGACGCUGUUGGGCUUAUGCAGAUGCUGGUUACACAAAGCAAGGCGACUGGUGGUGUUAUACUCAAAAGGCAGGAACUGUAGGUAAACAAGAAAACUGGCAAACGUGUUCUCAAGAUAAUGCAUGUUCCUGGGCUCGAUCAUGUGGUAACUGUCGACAAUAUAGAGGUGCGGAGGCAGUGCAUCAAGAUACUUGUUAA